CGCUCGGGCCGGGCGUCCUAGGAGCGCGCGGCGGCCGCGGGCAGAUAAAAGAUCCUAUUGGCUGUGUGGAGGAUGGACUGGGAAAGAGAAGGGAGUGGAGACCACAUAGGAAGCUGCUGCAGAAGCCCAGGGAAUAACAGAGAGUACCAGCAUGGAGAAGAGAGCCGAGGAGAACAGGAAAGGCCUGAGCCGCAGAGAAGUGCCCCCAGCUGUUGGGCUGCUGCUCGUCCUGGCGUUCAUGAACCUGCUGCUUUACUUCUGCCUGGAUCGGUUUUUUGUUUCUCCUCAACGUUCGGCAUUGGACCCCGGCCACUGUCCCUAUGGGUACUUCAGAGUGGGACAGAUGAAGAACUGCUCCCCGUGGCUGUCUUGUGAGGAGCUGAGGACGGAAGUGAGGCAGUUGAAGCGUGUUGGGGAAGGAGCUGUGAAGAGAGUCUUUCUCUCCGAGUGGAAAGGGCACAAAGUUGCCCUCUCACGGCUCACCCGGCUAGAGAUGAAGGAGGAUUUCCUGCAUGGGCUGCAGAUGCUGAAAUCUCUGCAGAGCAGACACGUGGUUACACUGCUCGGGUUCUGCGAGGAAGACAACACUGUUCUCACCGAGUAUCACCCUCUUGGUUCCCUGGGCAACCUCGAGGCGACACUCAACCUUUCCAAGUACCAGAAGGUGAACACGUGGCAGCACAGGCUGCAGCUGGCCAUGGAGUACGUCAGCAUUAUUGACUACCUGCACCGCAGCCCCCUGGGUACCCUGGUCAUGUGUGACUCCAGUGACCUGCCCAAGACGCUGUCCCAGUACCUGCUGACAAGCAACUUCAGCAUUGUAGCCAAUGACCUGGAUGCCCUGCCCCUGGUGAACCGCAGCACCAGGACAUUUGUCAAGUGUGGCCACCGGGAGCUUCGCGGGGAUUUUGUGGCCCCAGAACAGCUGUGGCCCUAUGGGGAGGACAGGCCUUUCCAGGAUGACUUCAUGCCUGCGUACGAUGAGAAGGUCGACAUUUGGAAGAUUCCGGAUGUCUCCAGUUUCCUUCUGGGGCAUGUUGAAGGGAGUGAUAUGGUGCGAUUCCACCUGUUUGACAUCCACAAGGCAUGUAAGAACCGGAUUCCUGAAGAACGGCCUACUGCUCAGGAUGUGCUAGACACCUACCAGAAGGUUCUGAGUUCACUCAGAGACACAGUGCUGGCGCAGACAAGAGAAAUGCUGUGAAACUGUGCAACCGUUGACUGGUGGAGGGGUUGCAUCUGAAGGAAUGUCCUUGAGUUUCAUGGUUCAUUAUUUCCUGCUGUUUGGCCAUGUGCUUCUCACUCCACGUUCACGUACACAUUUGAGUGUGUUCUACCUUUCCUGGUAGCCUGGGUGAAAGUUGCUGACAAGAGGCAGCUGAGCCUGGGUUUUAACCUGGCUCACGUCCCGAAGGCCAGCUGCUUCCAGCUGCUUCCAGCUGCAGAUGUCAGACAGUGGAUCUGACCAGCAACUGGGGGAAAACCACCAACAUGGAGCCAUAAAGAGGCAUCACCUGUCCUCACAACUCCAUAUGUAAGCUCGUAAGAAAUGCAUACGGAAGGAUUUUUUUACAUGUCUGUAUUAAAGAGACAUGUAAUUCUCAAGGAGCAUCCCCCCCAAUUUGAAAGUGGUAGUGACCAUUUGGGGUCUCUGGGGCCUGGGACCCUUCAUGUUGCAGAUGACUGUACCAUGAAGUCCAUGUGUGUCCUCUUUCCCCAAGGGAAGAAGCUUCCACAGGUGUUCCUGGGGGUUUUGAAUGGACAGGGAUAACACAGCAAGUAUGCCUCAAAUGGGAGCUUAGUGAGUGGUGCUUGGGGAAAUCCCUUUUGACCUUCCAGAUGGGUUUUCUGUGUUUAAAACUAGCGGAACAUUUUCCAUAAAUAAAUAUCCCUCAUCUCUGGGAGGUAUCACACCCUUUUACCACUUGGCGUGCAUGAUUGGAUCCUUCAGAAAGGUGUCUGUGCUGGCAUCCCAGCUCCUGCAAGGUGGGUUUGGAGCAUGUCGACCCUUGAUGAGAUGGUGAGCUCUGCCUUCCAGAUUGGAGCAGGUUUCUGAGUCACCUAGGGUCAGCACUCAUCCUCUGGCUCACUGGUUUUAGAGUCCAGGAACAGGUAUUUGCGAUUGGUGCCCCAGGAUGCCGACACUGCUGGUGUGGACAUGCCAAGGAGGCACCUGGGAGUGGGAGAGUGUCAUCCGUGUAUCCUGCCUGGGGUGGAUUUGGGAACAGGGUGGCUGUGAGUGUUUCCACUGCUACUGUGGAGCUGAUAGGGCACUCUUCACCUUGUCUUUGUUACAACAUCUGUUAAUAACCUUCUAAGGAUGGCU
Messenger RNA from Ochotona curzoniae (black-lipped pika), 2326 nucleotides. It is a transcript of the gene POMK, whose product is annotated as protein O-mannose kinase. The coding region runs from base 152 to 1204 and encodes 350 amino acids. Gene Ontology annotation, biological process: carbohydrate phosphorylation; protein O-linked glycosylation; protein phosphorylation. The transcript has 4 exons. Lineage: Eukaryota; Metazoa; Chordata; Mammalia; Lagomorpha; Ochotonidae. Gene Ontology annotation, cellular component: endoplasmic reticulum membrane. The record is from RefSeq and is a predicted model, not a curated record. Gene Ontology annotation, molecular function: carbohydrate kinase activity; protein kinase activity; ATP binding.